CGUUUCAUUGUCCAGAGCAUCAUGGCAGUAUAAUUUGCAUUGACACAGACAUCUUUGUAAUCACCAUCGAACUCAACGACGUUAUCAUAGGAAAAUUAAUUUUUUGGUCACAAUGAACAGUUGUUAUCCUUUUAAGGUGAACGAGGUGUUUGUACAGGCCGUCUUGAAAAGGUAUUUGUACGUGCACUGGUGCGAGAAGUUCUCCGGUCAGUGUUCGGUGACAGUUUACAGCCCGAGGCAUCGGCGUGUCCGGAGUAUGCUGCACGAGACACACCAAUAUCAUUUCGCCUGUUUCGUGUUGAACCCCGAGGUCGAACAGUCUGCUUCAAAGAAAAAGGCAAAAUGGAUUCCAGCACUCGCUUUCCUUUUUGCACUACAACAAUGUUGUGUUUGCUAGUGUUGACAGUUGACGCCCAGACCCAAGUCACCGUCAACAAUGGAGUUCUAGAGGGUGUGAGAAGGACCGUCGAGGGAUUAACUUGGGAUGUCUUCUACGGGAUUCCCUACGCUAAGCCUCCUGUGGGGAACCUGAGGUUUGCAAAGCCGGAGCCGGCGGAAAACUGGACGGGAGUUCGCAAUGCCUCGUGGUUUGGCAGUGGGUGUGUCCAAGAGAAAAGUCCCUAUGUCAAGUUAAUUGUUCCGUUAUCCGAAGACUGUUUAACAUUGAAUGUGUAUUUGCCAGGGAUGCUAGACAACAGCACAAAAAAGGCAGUGAUGUACUUUAUUCACGGUGGCAGCUAUUAUUACGGUGGUUCUUUUUCAUACACUUUCGAUGAGCUGGGUUAG
Molecule: messenger RNA, 786 nt
Organism: Lingula anatina
Lineage: Eukaryota; Metazoa; Brachiopoda; Lingulata; Lingulida; Lingulidae
Product: fatty acyl-CoA hydrolase precursor, medium chain
Source: RefSeq, a predicted model, not a curated record